Pseudophryne corroboree (corroboree frog) is the source of this 2692-nucleotide messenger RNA. It is a transcript of the gene GPRC5C, whose product is annotated as G protein-coupled receptor class C group 5 member C. Gene Ontology annotation, cellular component: intracellular membrane-bounded organelle; extracellular exosome; plasma membrane. NCBI's taxonomy places the organism in Eukaryota, Metazoa, Chordata, Amphibia, Anura, Myobatrachidae. The record is from RefSeq and is a predicted model, not a curated record. The coding region runs from base 294 to 1580 and encodes 428 amino acids. Gene Ontology annotation, biological process: G protein-coupled receptor signaling pathway. Gene Ontology annotation, molecular function: protein kinase activator activity; G protein-coupled receptor activity. The transcript has 5 exons.
GUGACUACCUGUAGGUCCUGAGGGGAGUCACAAUGAUGUCACUCUGAUGUCAGGAAGCUUGUGAAAGCUAAGGAGAAGGAGGAGUGCAGGCAGGAGGAGAGGGGAACUAGCAGCACUCUCCUGCUUACUGCUCAGAUUAAACAGAAGUCAUUCAGCUGCAGAACCUCCCUCUCUGCCCAGGGCUAGGCUGCUCUCCCCCUUCCUCACUCUGGGAUAAAGUCCUCCUUUUACUCUGCUCCCACACCUGGACACACGAAUACUCAGGAAAAGCACUCUGCGAAACGUGCCAGGACAUGGCUCCUCUAACAGACCUCUGCAAAUAUUGGAGCUUCCUGGCUUCCUUCUGUCUCAUGUCCAGCUUCUCUUAUGUGGCUAAUGCUCAAACUCCACCUUCCGGAUGUGGACAAGGCUUAGAUUCAUUGUACUAUAACUUGUGUGACUUGUCAGCAGUAUGGGGCAUAGUUCUACAAGCCUUUACUAGUGCUGGCAUUAUAUCCUCUUUCAUCCUCACCAUUGUCUUGGUAGCCAGCACUCCAUUCAUCCAAGACAAGAAGAAGAAAAGCAUGCUGGGUACUCAGGUGUUUUUUCUUAUUGGCACAGCUGGCCUUUUCUGUCUUGUCUUUGAUAUGGUGGUAAAAAAAGACUAUGCCACCUGUGCAUCACGAAGAUUCCUCUUUGGUCUGUUCUUUGCCAUCUGUUUCUCCUGCUUGGGGACACAUGCAGUGAAUCUAAACUACCUGGUGAGGAAAAACACUGGGCCUAGUGGUUGGUGGAUUUUUGGCAUAGCAAUAGCCCUUUCUCUAGUGGAAGUGAUUAUUAAUACAGAAUGGCUCAUUAUCACCAUCGUGCGUACAACUGGAGUGCCGCAGAUGCCAUGCAAUAUUGGAAAUGAGGACUUUGUAAUGGCACUUAUAUAUGUCAUGUUCCUCAUCCUGGCAGGAUUUAUGACCGCUUGGCCUGCCUUGUGUGGACGGUAUGGUCACUGGAGGAAGCAUGCCGUCUUCAUUAUCAUCACACUUUUCAUGUCCAUUUGCAUUUGGAUAGUCUGGAUUGUUAUGUAUGUCUAUGGAAACAUUCAGGCUAAAAAAUCUGUGUAUUGGGAUGACCCCACAUUGGCCAUUGCUCUAGUUUCCAACGCCUGGGCCUUCAUCUUCCUCUACAUUAUUCCUGAAAUUUCUCAGUUGACCAAACCAAGUUUAGAACAGUCAUUUGAAGAAGAGCUAUACCCCACUAGAGGGGUAGGUUAUGAAACCAUCCUCAAGGAACAAACAUCGCAGAGUAUGCAUGUGGAGAACAAAGCAUUUUCCAUGGAUGAGCCACAAACUGCCAAGAGGCCAGUGUCUCCAUACAGUGGAUACAGUGGACAGUUAAGAAGCAAUGUCUACCAGCCCACGGAGAUGGCACUUAUGAAUAAGAAUACGGGAGAAAUUCCAUAUGAUGUAAUAAUUCCAAGAGCCACUGCCAACACUCAUCCAGCUAUCAGCGGAAACUCCACAUUGAGAGCAGAGGACGCAUACUCUGCACAGAGCCGCCACAAUGCAAAUAAUGCUCAGCCAAACUCCCCGUACAGUCAGUGGUGAGAUCUGAUUCUACAACAACCAAAGCUGGAAAUCGCCCUUCCCUUUUCCAAAAACAAAAUCCGUUCCAAAUUAUUGGAUACACAGCUGACACUGUAAUUGCAGAACAUCUUUGAUAGAAAGUUCAGUACACUGUCAUUGGUGGUGGGCGUUCUUCAUCAUCAUCAUCAUCAUCGUACUGUUGAAAAGUAAUUAUUAUAAUAGGCUUGUAUGCAUUUUAUGCCAAAACAAGCAUUGUAUGUUGAGCAAAGUUCAUAUUUAUCAAUAUUCAGCAAUUCAAUUUCCAUUUCAUGUAUCACCGUCACAGGCGGCAUAGCAAAUGUUUAACAUGACCUCUAAAUAGAAGGGAUUAGAUGUCAUUGGAAGGUCAAAUUUAUUGAUAUCCGGUUAAUAUGGCGUUACAUUAUGCAACCACAUGCGGUUUGAUGCUUUAUUUGCACAGUCAUUUUUGAAGUUCAUCCUUUGCCUACAUGUCAUGCAGGCAGCCAUUUUGUGCUUCAUGUCUCAAUUAUGACACUAGUUUCUAGUGGAGUUAUAGACUGCAUUGUCAUGAUUAUUGUCUCACCACAAAAUGGCUUCCUCCACUGGGUGUUCUGACAGAUACAGUACACUAUAAGUGGAUAGCAAUAGACAACCUUUUAAGCCCUAUGGCAAUAUAAAGGUUAAAAAGCUGCUGCCAAAUUGCUACUGAAUAUCCUAGUGCCUUCAAGAAAACUUUCUAUUCUACAAGUCCGUUUAUUUCACCUGUUAUUUAUGGGGCAGUUUCUCUUACCUUUUAAAAAUGGAAAACAAAAUAACUAAUUUUUCUUGUGUAUAUUUUAUUUGAUAUUCUGUAUAAAAGAAAUGUAAAAACUUAUUUUUACACUAUAUUUUGCGUAUGAAUGUGAUUGUAUGUCUGUAUGUGGGAAUGCCCUGGUUGUUUGGAGAAUCAUGUGAUCUUUGAUCAUGUUUUCCCAGUUACCAGGUGCUGGACUCAUUCCCACACUGGUUUCUAUUUAAAUUGUCCAUGAAAAUUCUUUAAAUUCCUACACUCCAAAUGUGUUUUUGUGGCUUUAGAGAUUUCUUUGUUGUUUUUUUCUGGUUAAAGAAAAAUUAAACUCUUAUUUAAAUGAAAA